Xylaria bambusicola is the source of this 1724-nucleotide messenger RNA. RefSeq names its product concanavalin A-like lectin/glucanase domain-containing protein. Bases 638 to 1567 code for a protein of 309 amino acids. The record is from RefSeq and is a predicted model, not a curated record. NCBI's taxonomy places the organism in Eukaryota, Fungi, Ascomycota, Sordariomycetes, Xylariales, Xylariaceae. Gene Ontology annotation, biological process: carbohydrate metabolic process. The transcript has 2 exons. Gene Ontology annotation, molecular function: hydrolase activity, hydrolyzing O-glycosyl compounds.
UAUAAAGGGGUUGUUUGGGUGUUUCAAACCCCCAGAUUCUAGUUGCACAGUAUCAUCCAACAAACGUACGGCUCAUCCAGACGAUUGGUUUCCACCAGAAUUAGCCAGUAGUAGCAUGCCUCUCGUGACGCCGAGCCAACGGCCGACAAACGCUCUGCUCUCAAUAAUAAUUGGAGGGACAAGGUUAGCAAGGGAGAGAGCACAAUAGCACGUUUCGAAUAACACUUCCACUAGAAACACACACCCCGGUUUUUCGAGUAGACAAGCGUCAUGCCACCACCACCACCCCUUUGGUGAGUGGUAAGCAUUACCUGCUAUUUUGAGUAGGGAUCGAAAGAUGCCGAAAUAGGAAGGAAUCUGGAAACGGACCUUAAUGAACUAAACCCAAGGGAUUAUAGUUAUGCGGCGUAAUUAUAUGAACAUCAUAGCGGUGGCACGGAGCUGCUAUAUAAUGAUCGGGCGCUCGUGAUAUGUUCACCUGGCUGUUGUUCGAUAUACUCAAGAAACACAUGUGAUGAGAGUUAUAUAGAUAGACCUUCCUUUCCUUUUGUUUGUAUCCUCACGUUUUCUCUUCUCAGUUCAGAUCUCGCCUUCGCUGUACAUUAUCUUGGAUGCUAGUCAUUUGAAACUGCAAACCAUGCCUUCAUUUCGAACACUUCUUUCCACCGCCACGGCGCUGUCGCUAGCAGCCACUACACAGGGCCGGCCCCUAGAAGCAGCAGCAGCAGCAGCAGACUGCAACUGCUACAAGGCAUCGGCGGACUCGAACGCCUACUUUGCGAACCGCAAGUUCUUCGACUUCCGGAACAUCGCGAACCCCGUGACGACGGCGCCGAUCAACGGUCGGGUGGCGGAUGCCGCAGCCGCUAACACACACGAGUACUUCUCGAGCGCGGAGUGGACGGACACCUUCUCGCUACAGAAGUGGGAGACAACCGGCGAGGGCGUGUACCGUGUUAACUCGUACAACAACGUGUUGAUCGCGCCGUCAGACGGCCAGGACGAGGGCGUCUCGUCGUACUUGACGAUGCGCACACAGCGACAGGCUGAUUACCAGUCCACGGCCGAGGUCGAGACUAUUAGCUCCGACUAUCAGUUUCUGACGGUGCGGAUGCUGGCCCGGACGCGCGGAUCGCCGGGUGCCGUGACGGCGCUGUUCACUUACAAGGGUGAACCGGUAGAGGAGGGUGACAUCGAGAUCCGCACGACAACGGCGACCAACGUUGUGCAAUACACCAACCAGCCCGGUUCAAGCGAGGGCGCGACCACCAUUGUCGAACUGCCGACGCCCUGGACGGAGUGGCAGGAGCACCGGUAUGACUGGACCCCCGGCUCGAGCGACUGGUACGUCGACGGCCAAAAGGUCGCGUCCAUCCAGCUGCAGGCUCCGACGUCCCCCCUCAGCGUCCUCAUGAACGUUUGGAGCGACGGAGGCGUGUGGAGUGGCGUCAUGGAUGUUGGUGGUGCUGCCGAGAUGCAGGUUCAGUGGCUCGACCUCACUUACAACAGCACCUCGCAGCCCGGUACCUCUUGCGCGAAUGUGUGCGUCAUCGACGAUCUGAUCUAAUCUGGUGUGAUCUGACUUCUUGCAUGUCAAUAUUUCUCUAUUAGGAGCCUGGUGGCGGGUUGAUUCUCUACGGCCGGUAAAAUGUAUAUAUAUAUUCUAUUCGAUGUUUCAUGUACCUAUAUACGUCAAUCUAUAUUAGCAAAUCUGGUUAUCUUCA